Cynoglossus semilaevis (tongue sole) is the source of this 3390-nucleotide messenger RNA. RefSeq names its product sorting nexin 9b (gene snx9b). The coding region runs from base 289 to 2142 and encodes 617 amino acids. The record is from RefSeq and is a predicted model, not a curated record. Gene Ontology annotation, cellular component: cytoplasmic vesicle; plasma membrane. The transcript is spliced from 19 exons. Lineage: Eukaryota; Metazoa; Chordata; Actinopteri; Pleuronectiformes; Cynoglossidae. Gene Ontology annotation, biological process: cleavage furrow formation; mitotic cell cycle; endocytosis. Gene Ontology annotation, molecular function: phosphatidylinositol binding; protein binding.
CACUCCCUCCUCCGCUCUGUCAGCCCAGCUUCAAAUUUACACUCGCUCUCACAGACCGUUCUCCUCACAACGUUUUUUUCACCAGUGUUUUCUGGCGUUUUUAAACCGACAGCCACAGCGGUUUUUAAAAAAUUGUGCUUCGGUUCUGUGUCGCUACGGGGGCACGCGUCGUGUGUUCCUUCAUUUUAGUUUGACAGCAGCUCGGCGGUUGAAAUGUCCUGCUGAGGACCGAAGAUCCCAGACAAACCACAGGGCCUGUUUUUCUAAUGAUUGAUCAAUGCUUCCACAAUGGCGCUAAAGGCACAGGUUUUAUAUGAUUUCACCGCUGAACCUGGAAAUAAUGAGCUGACAGUAAGAGAAGGAGAGACGAUCACUGUCACCAACAAGAAUAUUGGCGGAGGCUGGAUCGAAGCACAGAACUCCAGAGGGGAGGUGGGACUUGUACCAGAGGACUACAUUGAGUUCAGUAAGUCGGCAUCAUCAUUCCCACCGGCAGCGACCACAGCACCUACUCCGAGUGUUGGAAAUGUUGCAUCUCAAGACCUUGCGUUCUUCGAUGCUUAUGCUCCAGCAUCAACCCCUGCUCAAAAUCAGGUGGACACUGGGGGCUUAAAUCCCCUGCCUGAUACCCCAGAAACCCCAGUUAUUCCCUAUCUUUCAUCCACUAAUGAGGCUAGCAAUGGUAAUGACCCGUGGUCGGCGUGGAACACAGACCCCUCGGGCGGCUCCAACAACAACUGGGCCUCCAAUCCAGAGGGCACCCAGACUGGGAGAACAGCCUCUGACCCCUGGGCCUCUGUGUCACAGGGUCACCCUCAGGCCUACCAGGGCCCAGGAGCAGAAGAUGACGAGUGGGACGACGAGUGGGACGACGUGAAGUCCAACGCAGGUUAUGCUGACUCAGAAGCAGGUGACAGCGGGGCGAUGCAGAGAGGUGGAGCCCACGCUACAUCAAUGAAAAUCUCCCUCAACAAGUUUCCUGGUUUCUCCAAGUCUGGCCCGGAGCUUUACCUCCUGUGUAAACAGCUCACUAAGAGCAAGGACAGGUUACCAGUUUAUAUGGGGGAGGUGGGAGCAGUCUGGUUUUACCCAGAAACCCAGCUCGACUGUGUGGUGGCAGAUCCCAAGAAAGGCUCUAAGAUGUAUGGCCUCAAGAGCUACAUCGAGUACCAAAUCACACCAAAUACCACAAACAGACCAGUCAAUCACAGAUACAAGCACUUUGAUUGGCUGUACGAGCGGCUCCUUGACAAGUAUGGGUCAGCCAUCCCCAUCCCUUCAUUACCAGACAAACAGGUGACAGGUCGUUUUGAGGAGGAGUUUAUUAAAAUGCGGAUGGAGCGGUUGCAGGGCUGGAUGACCAGGAUGUGCAGGCACCCCGUUAUUUCCAACAGUGAAGUUUUCCAGCUUUUCCUCACAUAUAAGGACGAGAAGGACUGGAAAAUGGGGAAGAGAAAAGCAGAAAAAGACGAGACUGUUGGAGUGAUGAUAUUCUCCACGAUAGAGCCUGAAGCUCCGGAUAUGGAUGUUAUUGAAGUGGAGCAGAAAUGUGAGCAGUUCAGUCGUUUCACUAAAGCCAUGGACGACGGCGUGAAGGAAAUCCUGACAGUGGGACAUGAGCACUGGAAGAGAUGCACAGGACCUUUACCCAAAGAGUACCAGAGAAUUGGAAAAGCUUUUCAAAACCUCUCCUCUGUCUUCACCAGCAGUGGAUACCAAGGUGAGUCCACGCUGACGGAUGCCAUGACCGCAGCGGGGAAGACGUACGAGGAGAUUGCACAGUUGGUUGCAGAGCAGCCAAAGAAGGAUCUUCACAGCCUGAUGGAGACUAACAACGAGUAUAAAGGUCUUCUUGGCUGCUUUCCAGACACCAUUGGAGUCCACAAGGCAGCCAUAGACAAAGUGAAGGAGGGUGACAAGCUGGUGGCCACCAGUAAAAUCACCCCGCAGGAGAAGGUGACCAUGGCCAAACGAGUCAGCACCAUGUCUUACUCUUUACAAGCGGAGAUGAACCAUUUCCACAGCAACCGUAUCUAUGACUACAACAGGGUCAUGCAGUUGUACCUGGAGGAACAAGCAAAGUUUUACGAGACGAUUGCUGCAAAGCUGAGGCAGGCCCACAGUCAGUUCACGACCAUGUGAAAAGAUGUCGCACUACAAAAAAAAGCUCAUCCUUCAUCAAACAUAUUGGCUCACAGUUCCGUGAUUAUCUCCUCCCUCUAAUUUAAAUGUCACUUCAGUCUUUGCUUGGCUUUUACCUCACUUGUCUUUACAGACACGGCUUAUGACAGUUACAUUUGUCCACUACGGUGAGGAGUUCCAAAAAAUGUUUUUGAGCAUGUGCAGCCAGAAAAGACUUUGGCACUGGUAUGUUUGUUAAUGUUUGUGUGUGUGUGAGAAAGUGAGUUGGCAUAGAGAGCAGAAAAACAUACACUGUUUACACACAUCCUGUCCUCUGUACAUGGUCUGUCCAGUUUGUAAGAGAAGGACAUUUGAGUUCCAGUUAUCAUUUGGAGAUUUUCUCAUUAUGACUCUAACUAUGAUGUAAUUUAGCUUUUUUUUUUAACGCUAAUUGUUGCUAAAUAUACGUUUUUUGCAUCUUUGUUUCAUGUUAGAAUAAAAUAAAUGUUAAUCUUUUAGCAAAUUAUUAUCUGCAUUUAUGCACUAAAAACCAAAGCAGUUCUCUCUUCUGCCUCUGGGGAGGAUUUUUAAACGUAAGCUCAUGUGAUCAGAGCAGAACUUUUUUCAAUAUAUGCGAGUUGGCCCAUGGCUUUUCUAUCAUCACGAGAAAUAGCAAUAGAAUUAACUGUAAGAGAUAUGUGGCUGUGUGUGUUGUUGUGUGGAGUGCCUGCAAAACCAAGUCUUCUUCAUCCUGCACUUCCCCAAAAGCUAACAGGAAGCUCCACCUCCUUCCCGUCUCUCCUAUGUGCCUUAAACCCUAGAUGAAGAUGACAAAAGAGCUUGUGAAGUAACUUCAACCCCCCUCUCUUUCCUUCCCUGGCCUGUGCACAGCCACUCUGCCGUUUACAUGUCAGCACAGAAGACGACAUGUGGAUUUCAAUGACGGCUUCAUUAUUUUUUGCAUUGUACAUUUAAGCCAAAUGUCAGACACGCCCUUCUCUGAAGAAUAUUCUUCCUGUCAUGGAUUAUUUUCUCGUGUAUUUUCACUGCCCGGCUUUCAGUCACUCGCUAAUCUCAGCUCACUUAUGGUUUUGUUUUCCUAUUAUAUAAUAUAUAUACAAGACACAUAAUAUUGUAUCAGACCUAUAAAGUGCUUCUUGUCACUGAGAUACUAUUUUAUGUAUAGAAGUAUUUUCAAUACAGUGCAACUCGGAGAGGAGCAAUAAUUGUUUUUUUGAUUUAUUAAACAAUGAUUUGUACUCAUUGAGA